GACCCUGAAUUCACUAUAUCUAGUCUCCUCGGACCCUGCAUUCACUAUAUCUGGUCUCCCCGGACCCUGCAUUCACUAUAUCCGGUCUCCUCGGACCCUGCAUUCACUAUAUCCGUUCUCCUCGGACCCUGCAUUCACUAUAUCUGGUCUCCUCGGACCCCGCAUUCACUAUAUCUGAUCUCCCCGGACCCUGCAUUCACUAUAUCCGAUCUCCCCGGACCCUGCAUUCACUAUAUCCGUUCUCCUCGGACCCUGCAUUCACUAUAUCUGUUCUCCCCGGACCCUGCAUUCACUAUAUCUGAUCUCCCCAGACCC
Staurois parvus is the source of this 315-nucleotide messenger RNA. Lineage: Eukaryota; Metazoa; Chordata; Amphibia; Anura; Ranidae. The record is from the annotation of a GenBank genome assembly.